AUGUCUUCGAAAAAAGAUUGGUUCAUUGAGGCUAUUAAAAAAGAAUUCAUUAAAUCAUUUGAUUAUAAUUCUUUUGAAGCUUUUAAGCCAAUUGCUAAAGGAGGGUUUGGCAUUGUAUCUAAAGCUUACCUUAAAGAUGCUGAUAAAGUUGUGGCAUUAAAGUGCUUGUAUCAUGGUCCUACCAAUGAAGACGAAGACUCUUUUGAUAGUUUUAUUAGAGAAGUUAGAAACAUUGCUAAAGUUGAUCAUGAUAAUAUAAUCCGAUUUUUUGGAAUCACUCAUGAUAUAAGUUUAAGAGUAAUUAAAGGUGAAAGAGAGACUCCAGUUAAUGGAUCCCCUCUCGACUUUAUAAAUCUUUAUCGUGAUGCUUGGGAUGAUGAUCCAAAUAAACGUCCCAACACAAAUGAAAUCCGUGAUAGGCUAAAAGAUAUGAAUUUAACCCCAGUCUAUCAUAAUGUUCUUAGUCUUUCAGAUCCUCAGAUAUUAGAACCAGGUAAUAAUGAAAACGAUGGCCUGGGUGUUCAUGAUCAUCGCGUUUAUGGUACUUAUGAACAAAUAUAUUCGAUAGUACAAAGAUUUCAGGAAUUGACUGUUGUGAAUCAAAAUAAUACUAAUGUUGAUGAGUCAAACGAUGUACAAAUGGAUCAAACUGAUCACAAUGACGAUGUUACUACUAUUCAAGAGUCAAAUCCAUUAAAAGCUCCUAACGUUGAUCCGAAUAUCCUUAAUGAUGGUAAAGAAGCAGAUUUGAUAGAUAUCAAUGAAUCUUCUAUUAUUUCAAUAAGUUCAAAUGAAUCAGUUAGUAACCAAUAUUUGCGCCAAAUCUGUGAUAUCGAUAUGAAUUUAAGUAAUUUACCAGUAAUUAAUCCAGACAAUGCAGAGGAAUUAAGAAACCGUGGUGAAGCUUAUUAUAAAUCAAGAAAUUAUGAAGAAUCACUUACAGAAUUAAAUAGAUCAUUAGAUAUUGAACCAAAUAACGCAUUUGCAUUACGAACUCGUGGUGCGACAUACUAUGAACUGGGAAGAUAUAAAGAAUCACUUGAAGAUUUAAAUAAAUCUUUAGAAAUCGAUCCAAAUAAUCCUCUUACUUUAAGAAUUCGUUAG
Molecule: messenger RNA, 1104 nt
Organism: Cetraspora pellucida
Lineage: Eukaryota; Fungi; Glomeromycota; Glomeromycetes; Diversisporales; Gigasporaceae
Source: the annotation of a GenBank genome assembly